AUGGCAGACUCAUCUCCGGAACGUUUGGUGGCGCUCAUCCUCGAGAUUUCAAAAGCUGCUGCGCCCGUAGCCUACCUCGGCUGCGUCUGCUUGGGGUUGGUCAUUGGCGACUUCUUCGGUGCGCUCGAAUGGGAGUUGGCGCUGGCGAGAGAGUGCAAGAGGAGGGUGAUGGUGGCCUACUUUAUGGCUCGAACGUGUAGCGUCAUCGCGCUCUCUGUCCUCAUCGCCCUCAUGAGCGUCGGAAGCUUCAAGAUCGACAUUUGCGGGCCCCUCACGCACGUGAUGUCCACCUUCAUCGCCUUGUCGACAGCAUCAGCUCAGUACCUAUACGUGGGACGAGUCACGUCCAUCUGGCAGGCGCGCCCGUGGGUCAAAUACCUCAUGCUCCUCACCUGGUCCCUCUCCGCUUUGUCCUGGAUUCCCCUCAUCGUCUUCUUCGUCGGCCUGCAGAAUCCAGUCGGUCUGCUGGUGUGCAUUCCCGCCGAGCCUGUCAGCAACCUCACCACCAUUCCAUACUUUUUCAACAUGAUGUACGAUCUCUUGGUCUUUGCCUUGAUCGUCGUCGGCUUCCACCGCCAGGGCAAGCUCAAUCUCUUCAAACGCAAAUCGACCGAUAGCGACUUGACGCGCCAUCUAGUCGUCACUACAAUACUCUACUUUACCAUCCUGUCACUCUUCCUCAUUGGGCAGACCAUUGCGUUCUGGGUGGCCCAAUCGCCAGCACGCAAGGUCCUCUCUGCUCCUCUCCACGCUGCACUGGUGGCCAUCAUCUCGUGCCGGCUGUUCAGAAACUUGCGACAGCUCGCGCGUGGCGACAGUCCUCUGCCAACGGAGGCGCGAAGCGGAGGAGGAACGUUUGUCGGCAGGGGAGCGAGUAGCAAUGCUCGCCGCGACCUGAACGCCGAGUUUGAGACGUACGCUGGAGCAGUGCAUUUGCAUUCGCAAUCGUCACGACAGGCAGCAUCCGAGGAGCACACCGCUAAACCCAUGCUGAGCGAGUACUCCAAAGGAUUUGGCAAUUCACUGAGCCCGACUGCCACCCCGAGCAUCAACAACUCAGCUUUGCGCACACCGGACAUCUUCGAAGGGCACGGCUGGGCCAAGUGAGCUUGAGUUGCAUUUGGGGCGCUCUCCAACGUCUUGGGUUUCUAUCUCUGCGCCCCCCUCGCGAAGCUCCUCCCACUUCAACAGCCAUAUCACCUUUCACACGUCGAGCGGCACCAGCUUCGACGUCGUGCGUCAUCUUCUUGUGGUUCGCUCAUGUAUCUCGCUUGCACCAUACCCAAAGCCAUGCAGUCGAG
Molecule: messenger RNA, 1301 nt
Organism: Ceraceosorus guamensis
Lineage: Eukaryota; Fungi; Basidiomycota; Exobasidiomycetes; Ceraceosorales; Ceraceosoraceae
Exons: 4
Coding region: 1-1107 (368 amino acids)
Source: RefSeq, a predicted model, not a curated record